CAGAGCCAUGUCCCUGAACAUGGGACCCGGAGGGAGGGACUCCAUCUCGCACUCCACUGCCAGGCAUGCAGCUUGGUGCAUGAAUUCUAUUACGAACCUCAGCUCAGCAGUUUUUGGAUCAAACAGGUUAAAGUACAUUUUUCAAGACCACUAUACCCAGAAGACAUAUUUCAUCUUCUAGAAAAAUCGGCCACCUCUUUUUUUUCUGAGGACCUCUGCAGAGACUGAAUGAGAAGACAGCUUUGCAGGUUCUACCUGCUCAUCCCAAAGGACCAGUGUUCCCAAAGGGUUGAGCUGAAGAGGAGCAAGCCCUGAACACAGUGACCAGAGAGCUGGGAAGCCAAAAUUAAGGUACCUGCCAAGAUGUUCCACUUACAAGGCCCGCAACUGCUGCAGAUGUUAGAGAAAUCCUUGAGGAAGAGCCUCCCUGAGUCCUUAAAGGUUUAUGGGACCGUCUUCCACAUGAAUCAGGGAAACCCAUUCAAGCUAAAGGCCCUGGUGGACAGGUGGCCUGAUUUUAAUACAGUGGUUAUCCGCCCUCAGGAGCAGGAUAUGGCAGAUGACUUUGAUCACUACACCAACAGCUACCAAAUCUAUUCUAAGGACCUCAAGAACUGUCAAGAAUCCCUUAGCACAUCAGAUGUCAUCAACUGGAAACAACAUUUGCAGAUCCAAAGUUCACAGUCCAGUCUGGAUGAGGUGAUACGGAAUCUUGCAACCACUAAAUUCGUUAAGGUCAAGCAAACCCAAUGCAUUCUCUAUGUGAUGUCUGAGACAGCGAGGAAACUUCUUCCUUCCCUGCCGGAGACAAAGAACUUACCUGCUGGAUCUGGCAGACCCAAAGCCAUUGACCAAGAGAUGUUUAAACUCUCAUCCCUGGAUCCUACCCACGCGGCCGUGGUGAAUAAAUUCUGGCAUUUCGGUGGCAAUGAGAGGAGCCAGCGGUUCAUCGAGCGCUGUAUCCGGACCUUCCCCACCUUCUGCCUGCUGGGGCCUGAGGGGACCCCUGUGUCCUGGUCCCUGAUGGACCAGACAGGAGAGGUGCGGAUGGGGGCCACCCUGCCUGAGUACCGGGGCCAGGGUCUCGUCUCCCAUAUGUUGUUUGUCCACAGCCAUGCUCUGGACAAACUCGGCUUCCCCGUAUAUAACCAUACAGACAGAGCCAACAAAAUCGUACAGAAAAUUAGUCACAGUCUGCAACAUGUCCCCAUGCCCUGUGAUUGGAACCAGUGGAACUGUGCGCCUCUGUGAAGCAGCCACGAACCCAAGGCAGUGCUGGGUGGGCUGGUCACAUGGCAAGAGAUGCUGGGGCGGGUGGGGGGGGACAGAAAGAAAGAAUAAAGUGUGAUCAGCAGUAAAGCAGUGUGUGUUGUUUGGGCUCUGAGGAAGCAGCGUGAGUGGUCAACAGAACCACCAGAGUCCCUACUCCCAAAUCACUCAUGAAUUUCCCUUUGGGUCCAGCAGACCUUCCUACUUCCUCCACAUUCCAACCCUGGCAA
This is a messenger RNA of Delphinapterus leucas (beluga whale), 1499 nucleotides long. RefSeq names its product glycine N-phenylacetyltransferase. Gene Ontology annotation, molecular function: glycine N-acyltransferase activity. Lineage: Eukaryota; Metazoa; Chordata; Mammalia; Artiodactyla; Monodontidae. The record is from RefSeq and is a predicted model, not a curated record. Gene Ontology annotation, cellular component: mitochondrion.